CAACUUCCAACAGCCAGCAGCGACCCGCCAAAUUAUAAAGCUAAUGUUGUGAAGUCGCGUUGAUGCUGUUGGAAGUAACACGUUGAGCGAUUUAUUGCCAUUAAUGCCUAUAUUUUCCAUCCGGAAGACACGAUAACUUUGAAAUGAACGCCUGCGUUUAAUUGGUUUUAAACUUUGUCGCAGAUUUUUUUUGCUUUAGCGUCAAGUUUUAAGAAAUGGCGACGUGGAGCGACGUUGAGCUCCUGACCAACGAGGAUACAAACACCGUCCGCCUGGACAGUGUGUCAGGAGAAGAAAAUGGGAGCGGCUUGUAUCAGGUUGAUACACUGGUUAAAAUCUCCUCUGCCGAUAAGGGAAGUAAACAGCCUUGUGAGAAGGGAUUUCUUCUUGGACACGAAUCCUUCCCUGCAAGCCUAUGGGUGCCAGCAGAUCCUCGGCUUUUGUCCUUUGGUGCUUCAAACUGGAGUAUUGUCGUCAUUGACAAGACAGUGAUCCUGUUUGAUCAGAGCUAUCAGACCAUCUUGUUACUUCUCCACUUUGAAACUGAUGUGGAUGCCAUCGACGUUUGCCUUGAUGGACAAUUUUUGGUGGUCUGUGAAAGAAAUGGAAACCUUCAUUUGAUUUAUGUUCCACACAAAAGAAUCCUCUUUACCAGGGCUUUGGUUAACAAACCGUCCAGUGAAGACAAGAAAACCUACCGCUCUCUGAUCAUAAAUGAGGACAAGUCAUCAUCUGGGAUGUACCAUGUCUUUCUGCUGAUAAAGAAUGGCUUUUUCCACAUUUCAAACCUUGCUCUGACAAAGAUCAAGACAGCAUGUGAUAAUAUGGAUGUGGGAGCUUUGAAAGAGCUCCAGAGUCUCAUCAAGGUAGACUUUUGCUCUACUGAGGAUUACCAUGAUGAGGGCUGCAGUACAGCAGUGAUCUUCAACCUUGGCCUUGAAAUCAACCUAAUGAUUGGGGGUGACAAAGAAAAUGUUAUUACUCACUGGAAGAUGGAUCCUCUUCAGGCGAAGAUGUGCUUUGCUCAGUCCAUCAACAACAGCUUAAUUCCUGGUGUGAGAAAGAUGGUGGUGAUGGAAAAGCUGUUGUGUAUUUUGGACUCUGAGGAUGUUCUGAGUGUUUGGGACCUCCAUUUUCUCGUCAUGAUUCACUGUUGGCCACAGUUGGCCAUUCACGACUUUGAACUAACCACAGAGUGUGGCUCUGCCUCCAUGGUGGCCCAAGACAAGAGCAGUAUGAAGAUGAUUACUCUGAUGAAGCAAGACAACAGUCAGAUCAGCUCUCUUCAAAUAAGAUGUCUACCCUCCAUGAGCGUUUGCUACUCCCUUGAUGUCUCCUCGGUCUCCUGUCUUGUCCAGAUGAAAACAAACAUGGAUGCAAUUUAUUUGGUUGAGGGGAUUUGUGAGAACCCAGAAAGCCGAGGAGAGCCGAUAGCAUCUCUUGUGGUCAGAUGUUUCACGGAGGCUUUACCCGAGAGCAGGCUCAGCAGGCUUCUACACAAACACAUGUUUGAGGAGGCUGAAAAGUUUGCCAUCACAUUUGAGCUCGAUCUAGAGCUUGUCCACAAAGUGAAGCUGGACUUUGUGCUGGAGCAGCUGGCCUCUGCGUCAGUGGGUGGAUAUGGACAGGAUGUGUGGUCUGAGCUCGUAGAUGAGGCCAAGACAAACCUGAUGAAAAUCGCAGAUGAGCAGUAUGUGGUGGACUAUUGCCUCAAGGCUCCAUGGCCGACCUUUGAGACCACAGAGAAGAUGCUAAACCACGCUGCCACGCGAUACUCGUCCUUACAGAUCCAAGAGGCCUUGGCUCGACUGGCAACAUUCUGCAGCCUCCAUGGCUUGGAAAAUUUUAAUGGGAUAGCUUGGAUUGAGUUUCUGAACAGCACCGACAAUUUAGGGGAUGUUCUGGCCCACUUGAGAGAGGGAGACCUGAGGGGUGCGCAGCUUCUUUGGCUGAGAUAUGAGGGGCAGAUUGCUCUAGAGUUUGAUGAGAAGAGUCUUGAAGCAGUUCUCAGUGCCAUCCCAGAGGACCUGCCAUCCCAAGACCUCUGUCCUUGGUUUAGGACAGUUUUUGUCCCUUUUGUGAGGAGAGUCCUUCCAAGAGGACAGAGAAUCCUGGCUAAAUGGCUUGAGCUUAAAGCAAGAAAUUUGGAGUUAACCGAGAAGGGUUCCUGGCCUCAGAACGGGCUGGACUUGGCCGUCCUUGGACUUCCCUCUUUAUGGACCUGGAUGAAAUCUAUUGAUGAUAAUAACGGUGCAAACGAGUUGCAGAGCCUCAAAUCCCUUGUGUCUAACCUACGUCAGCUGCUGGACCUUCACCAGAAAUACAACUGCAGACUGUCUCUUUCAGUCUUUGAAAAGGGAAGUGGAUGGAGCAUGGCCUUCUUCAUGCUGGAUAAGGUUCCUGCUCCAGAGCUGAUUGCCGCCACAGUGGAAAGCAGCGUUCGGCUGUACGCUGAAGAGCACAAGCUUCCUUUUAAUGAAUUACUGCUGCAGUACAUCAAGGAUCUGUUGGAGCGCUGCAGUUCUCAGACCACAACACUUUUCACAGGAUGGGAAGCCAAAGCAGUGGCUGUGCUUGGCUGCAUGACUGACACCGACCUGAAGGUAGAUGCUGUGCUAGAGAUCAUGCAGAAAGCUGUGGUACCCUGGAGCAAUGUGGUGGAAAAACUUGUGCAGCAAUACCUAGAGAUGGAUGGACCAAAACAGGAGCUUUUGAAGGAGAGCUACCGCCUUAUGGAGAUUAGGAAACUUCUCAGAGGCUACGGCAUCCGCAAUUUCAACCUCUCCAACAGUACUCAAGUCAUGUCGUUGAUUCGAUACAUCCUGAAGCAAGACUUGCCCAUGUCAUUAGAGGACUCCCUGACCUUAGCAGAAGCAUACAAACUGCCAACAGCACAGAUAAAUUAUCUAUAUCUCACCCAGUUGAUAGGCCAUGGCAAGACUGAGGAGGUCCUGACUGUCCUGAAGAGGCUGUCUUCUGCGGAGGCUGAGUGUGUGAUUGAGCGUAUCACAUCGUGGGCUCGGCUGCAGCUGGAGGACAAAGUCCACAUAUCUGAAGAACACAAGAAACACCAGAUGGCCAUAGCUCAGGUGAUGGUGGAGGCUCUUAAACACCUGCAUUUAGUUCUGAAACAUGAUGCUCUUAAAAGCAUGGAGUGUGACUACAACCUCAUUAUGUUCAAGGCGAUCGCCCACCUGCAGGAAGAUUUUGAUGUUUUCUUCACCCCCUCCAACUAUGAAGAUCCAAACAUCAGAAAGCAAAUCCAGGAGCAUCACAUCACAGCGUAUGAAAACACUCGAGCUUCCCGUUUAUCGAAGGGGAAGGCUUUGUCAGCUCCAGUCGUGGCAAAUGAUCCAGAUGGGAAGACCAAGACUAUCUCCACAGAAGCUGGCUUACGUCGGCUCGGAAGGCAGCUGCAGCGCACCGAGCAGGAACUCUGGUCUGACCUGGGCCUGCGAGCUCUGAGGGUGGGGAAGGUGGAAAAGGCGCUCAAGAUCCUCAGCGAGCUGUAUGAGCACCACUACAACAGCAAUACAGGGAAGGUUUUGUUCACCGCUGCAAAGACUUUGUGUCAGAAGCUACAGGCGGAUGAUCCCAUGGUGAUUCCUGAAGGCAUGGAUUUGCCUGCAGUCAUCCACGAUCUGGCCUGCCAAGCUAUCACUUUGUGCAACUCGGAUCUUCUUCUGGACUGCCUGGAGCUUUGCAAGUGCACACGGAUCGCCAUGGAUGUGUAUCAUCAGUGUCAGUUAUCAGAUGAUUAUGGCUUCAUAGCAAAGGACUUGAGUUUGGAGGCAGAAAAAGAUUCCUAUUCUCAGUGGAGCUUUCAGGAUGUUUUUAAUGAAGAUUGCAUUGUUUUGGAUCCAGUGUCAGUUCUUCCAGUGCAGUAUGAAAUCACCAAUUGUCUGCUGCCUAUUCCCCAGGACAGGGAACUGUUUCCGCUGGACUGUUCCUGUCUCUCUCAUUGCUCAUUUGAAGAUGGUUCAAACCAUCUGCAGACUCUCCUCGGCCCUCUGACCAACAUGCUGCAGAUGCUGCAGGAGUGCAGUCAGCUGGAAUUGGCCCUCAGAGUUCUGGUCAACUCCUAUGGUAGCUGUCUGCAGCAUGUAUCCUCAAAUGUUAUGGACACAAAGCUAAGUGUUCAGCUUUACGACACCCACGAUCUUAAGAAGUACAACGUGUGCCUGAAUGAUGUCAGAAAAGCGACCGUAUCCACUCUGAAUGCUGUGGCUGUGGGCCUUUUGAACAAGGUGUUCAACUGGAGAGUGGUCGACUGUGAUUUGGCGAUUGGUCUUUGUACGCUCCUACCCAAAGCAGAAGUCUUCAAAAUAUUGUGGAAAGUAAUAGACAACACCUGGCAAAACUAUGACAAAAUCCUGGCGGUUGCGAGGAUCGGGGCCAAUCUCUGCAGUUUAUAUAAUGAGACGGAGGAACAGAAGAAGUUUCUGUCUGUCAUCACGGAUGCAGAGUGGGGAGUCAAGCUUGGACAAUUAGAGAUCUCUAUCCAGCCGGUGUUUCGUCAGCGUCCAGAAGUGAAGAGCUGUCUGAUCCCUGAAAUGGUGAAGAACAGGAUGAUCACCCCUGACAUUAUCCUCCAGUAUUGCAGUACUUUUGGUCUAGACCGAGAUUGUGUGAUCAACCAGUACAUCACUACCCUGCUGCUGCUCCAAGAGGACGACGACAGCAGCACCGGCAUCCCAGGCUCAGGCCCAGAUGAGGGACAGCCUCUGUGUAAUGAGGAAGUUUUGGAACGAGUCCUGGAGAUUAUCCCCAUGUUGAACAGCCCCAGCGAGCUCACCAGCAGUCUCUGUGCUGCCCUGUUUAAGCUAAGCCCCUACAACUACGAGCGGAUUGAAGUGGUGCUGAAGAUCAUUCAGGCUGCAGAUGAGAACGUUGGUGCCUUCUCCAUCAGUCAGGCUAUGGGUCUCCUUCAGCACCUGAAGUCCUACAAGAGAGUCUCUCCUCCCUCAGAUGUGGAGAACACAUAUCUUCUGGAAAACGGUCUUCUGCCGAACCCGUUGUCCAACAGCCGGCUGCCGUUCCACCUGCUCAUGCAGACCAAACAUUUCUGGAAAAUUAUCUCUCCUGAGCUGAGUGAAGAGGCGUUCCCCACCCUUCUCCUGAUUAGCAAACUGAUGAAGGUGAGCCUCGAUAAGCUUUACAUGUCAGCAGCAAACCAUGUGUUUGAGAAGAAGAUGAAACCUUUAAUCCUGGAGCAAAGGAAAAAGGGUCAAGGACAUGGCUACAACAAGGAGACUGUGAAGGUGGCCAAGACCAUGAUGAAGUACAUUCAGUGCAUCCAGAGCCUGGAGUGGGCUGCAGCCACAGCCCAUAGGAUAACACAGGAACUUCCACCAGGCUUGGAGAAGACGCAGUCUCUUCGGUUCUGUUUGGGUCUUGGAGAGGUGUGGCUUAAAGAUCCAAAUCUUGAGGAGGCUGCGCGGGCCCGAGGAGAGACCUUUCUGUCUAAGCUGAAGCUGCAGUUUCAGCGUUCUGCCACUGAGAACAUGCUGAUGAGCAGUCAGCUGAGCAGCCCGGAGCACCUGAAACUGACCGGGCUGCCCGCCAGGCUCAUCAUGGCCCUGUAUGAGCACAGCAGCGUGGAACAGCGUUACAGAGAGACAUUAGGUCAAAGCUUUCCUGACAUACAUGCUGCUGUGAAGGAAAUUGCCACAAUCAACAAUGUGGAUCUUGGCAAAAUCCGCAACAUGCUGUUAGAAAAAUGGAUCUGCAAAACAGGCCCAGCUGUAACCAAGGAAAUAGGAAAUCAGGAUUGCGUUGCCAACAUUGAGGAGGAUCCGGACUUAAUGAGGGUGGUCUACAUGCUGCAGUCCUAUCCUGUGGAUUAUGCAAUGCGUCUUCUGAACCCCAUUCUUUCUGCCGAAACCUGGCCGCUCAGCUCAUCUGGGCCUCGUCUGACUUUCUGCCACCGGACACGAGUGCUGUUUUGUCUCAUCCGCCUCACUGAUGCAGCGACUCUGGAGGCUCAGCUGCAGAUACCAAGGAGCAAAUUUGAAUAUUAUCUGAAGUCCUACAUCUUCGUGUCUCAGCUGGAGGCUUUAAACAUCCCCUACACCGUGCAGUCCUUCCUCAGCAGUCCCAAAGAGGGCUUGGUUAAAGGGCUGUGGAAAAACCACAGUCAUGAGCCACAGGCUGUGCGUCUGGUAGCUGACAUGUGUCUGGAGUACCAGGUGUAUGAUUCUCAGCUGUGGAACAGUCUUCUACAGAAGCUGCUGGGCUUUAACUUGGUCAGUCAACUCCAGAAGGUGCUGGAAGCAAUUGUUGCAGUACCAACGUUAUGGGAGAUUUCCAGUUUCUCCAGGACUUGGAGAAGUAUGAUUCUGGCACCUUUUGUCUCAGCAUCAGUUCCUUUGAGCCCGGACCAGCAAGCAAUGCUCUACAGGACUUUCGUUCUCCUACUCAAGUGUCCCUUCCUGUUGAAUCUGGACUUGAUAGGAAUUGCGAACCGCUUUGCACAGUUCAGUCUUCCUGCCUUCGCUUUGGGAACCCUGCUACUUAUCCCCUGUGAAAGUAAAAAGGCUCAGCAGAUCCAGGGCUUUCUGUCCAUGUGCAACCCAGUGGCUGUCCUUGAGCAGGUGGAUGAAUUAAUGAACACUGGUGAAUUGGCUGUAAUCCCUUCACAGAUCAGGGAGACUGUGUUAAGGUUCAUCAGUCAAAAUGGACAGCACCAGAAACUGAUGAAAACAAAACACUUUAACGACCUGAAGCAGCUUAUUGUAUCCAGUGGCCAUCCCAGCCAGGUGAAGGAGCUGGUAGAGUGUCUAAUCCGCCAGAACUGUCAUGAUGAUGCCGAUUUGCUCACUCGUGAGUACCUGAAGCACAGUGAGCACCAACGAGGAAAAACGCUGUCCAACGGCUCACUUUCACAGGACUGCCUGAAGGAGUUUCUCAACAUGACCAAUGGAGUAUCUGGAUAAGGCCCCACUGUUUUAUACUAUAUUUAUAAAUGUUGUCUUCUUUAGACUGAGAUGCAGUAUUUGCACUUAACAUUUGUUCUUUUUGAAUUGUUAACAAACAUUGGAAUAAACUCAUUCCUGAAA
Messenger RNA from Girardinichthys multiradiatus, 7058 nucleotides. It is a transcript of the gene kntc1, whose product is annotated as kinetochore associated 1. Gene Ontology annotation, biological process: mitotic spindle assembly checkpoint signaling; mitotic sister chromatid segregation; protein localization to kinetochore involved in kinetochore assembly. Gene Ontology annotation, cellular component: kinetochore microtubule; cytoplasm; RZZ complex. The transcript has 63 exons. Lineage: Eukaryota; Metazoa; Chordata; Actinopteri; Cyprinodontiformes; Goodeidae. Bases 216 to 6935 code for a protein of 2239 amino acids. The record is from RefSeq and is a predicted model, not a curated record. Gene Ontology annotation, molecular function: small GTPase binding.